CAGGGGCCUGUUGCACAAAAGUAGAAUUAAGACAUCCGGGAUAAAUGACUCAGCUGAGCUCAAUGAAGCCAAAACAUGUGCGUCCAGGCUUAAUUGGUUGCACAAAGACCAAGCCAGGAUGAGCAGACACGGAUUCAUUAAGCCAGGUGAAACCAAUCCUGGAUAGGUGCGCGCUCACGGCUCACUCAAAUAGACCCCGCCACAGAUCACAGAUUAACUGAUUUACCAUGGCAACUAGAGCCGCGUACUUUUCCCCGUCGGAAGCACAAAUCCUCAUGGAGGCAUACGAGGAGGUAAAAGAUAUAAUUAAGAAGAAAGGCAACACCGCCACAGUGAUAAAGCAAAGAGAAAAAGCGUGGCAAAGUAUUGCAGACUGCCUGAAUGCGUAAGUAGUGCACAAUUACACACUCACCGCUCCGCUGAAACAUCACAAUUACAAUUCAAAUAUUUAAUUCACAUCUCCAAAAAUGCAGUUGUACUGUAAUUAUGAAACGGUUAAAUUUUUAAUUGAAAUGCACUGCAGAUAUGAGUGAAAUUGUGUAAAGUAACUCCAUCACACUGUAUAAAGCUAUGAUACAUUUUUUGAUAUUUUUACUGAAAACAAGACAAAAAUACCAAGUAAUUUUUUGCAGUGUGACUCCAUUAAAUGUGUGUGUGUGUGUGUGUGUGUGUGUGUGUGUGUGUGUGUGUGUAGAUUAAACAUGAACGGGCCAAAACGGACAUGGCAGCAGGUCAAAAUCAAAUACAAGAACAUUCUGCAGAAUGCAGUGAAAAAGAAUACCCACAGACAAGGCACGGGUGGUGGGUCACCAAAGGCUGACCUUACCCCAGCAGAGGACAUGGCCUUGGAGCUAAAUAAAGGCAGGCCCGUCUUAGAGGGGAUCCCUGGGGGGAAAGAGACGAGCAUAGGUUCCUCCCAAGAUGCCACCCGCUUCAUUCAAGUGCCUGGCAGCACUGUGUUCCUGUUAGAGCCACCAGCACAAGCACCAGACGAUGCUGAUCCAGGUGAAGGCCCCAGUGCAGCAGCAACAGCACAUGAUGGAGACGAUGAUGAGGAGGAGACCAUCUCUCUGGAUUCCAGAAGGCAUGAGGACCCAGAUGCUAUACAGUGGGAAAACCAGCCUGGCAACAUAAGCUCACAAGCUAUCAGAAAGUUGUAUGGCAACCACCUCCGGCGCCAAAUAGAACUGGCAGACAUAGACAUUCAGUACAAGAAGAAAAAGAUGGAAAAUCUUGCACUGGAGUCCGAAAAAAAAAGAGGACAAUUAGGAAACUGGACCUUGAAAUAAAAAAACUUGAGAGGGAGCUCCAAGAAGAUGACACAGCUCAAAAUAAAAAUUAGGUAUAUUCUCGUAAAGUCAAGUGAGCCAUGACAUAUGAGCUCUUAUUGUGAGCACACAGGACGGUGGCAUCUUUCUAAGUUUUGUAUUUAUUUUCCCAGCAAUCAGUACAACCAAGUCAUCGUUAUAAGGCAUCGCCCUCUUUUGCCCACCCCCCCAGCACCAGGUGUGGCCACUAGCCUAUAUGAAGGCCCAAAAUUGUGUGUUCCUUUCUGCUCUGACAAUGGCAUGCCCAUUCGUGCGAGAUGUGGUGGAUGAAGAAGCACUUGUGCUGAGGAGAGCCUUCAGGCGAGAAAGGGUCUUCAGGGACCGGUUGGACCCACUGGCCUUCCCUGAUGACCAUCUAUAUGAAAGAUACAGGUUUUCUGCAGAUGGCAUCAGGUAUCUAUGCAGACUACUGGGUCCCAGGAUUAAGCACCGCACUGCACGGAGCCAUGCACUGAGUGUGGAGCAAAUGGUUUGUGUGGCCUUGCGCUUUUUUGCUAGUGGAGCCUUCCUGUACUCAGUGGGGGAUGCAGAACAGCUGAACAAGGCCACAAUUUGCCACACAAUAAGGAGUGUGUGUCUGGCUAUCAAAGCAUUAGCAGAUGUCUUCAUCUCCUUCCCUGGCCACAGAAGACUCUGUGACAUCAAAGAGGAGUUCUAUAGGAUUGCAGAUGGUCUGCAAUGCUGACUGUGUGAUCAGCAAUGUUGUGGCAAAAUGGCCUGGCUCAGUCCAUGACUCCAGAAUCUUUCGGGCCUCUGAA
Molecule: messenger RNA, 2086 nt
Organism: Oncorhynchus nerka (sockeye salmon)
Lineage: Eukaryota; Metazoa; Chordata; Actinopteri; Salmoniformes; Salmonidae
Product: myb/SANT-like DNA-binding domain-containing protein 4
Exons: 8
Coding region: 702-1289 (195 amino acids)
Cellular component (GO): nucleus
Source: RefSeq, a predicted model, not a curated record